This is a messenger RNA of Symbiodinium natans, 1707 nucleotides long. Lineage: Eukaryota; Dinophyceae; Suessiales; Symbiodiniaceae. The record is from the annotation of a GenBank genome assembly.
AUGGAGGCCUUUGCACCCGGAGCCACGGUGAUCCACUCCGUUAGCCAGAAAGUGCACAAAGUUGGCGAUGACCGCCGGCUGCUGUGCCGAGCCCGUGUUGCCGAGCAGAUGCUGCGUCUCUUGGAAGUCCCGGAGACCAUGUCCAGCUCGGAGGAGACAGCAAUGGAGCCGGUCCAGGAGGAGGAGCCGAACAGCCGAUCGCCAGCCUCUUUCCAAAGCUCCCGCUCGCGGUGCAGCUCUUUCGCCAACACGUCACAACCACUUCCUGGAGGAGCCGGGUACGAGCGGGUACGAGGUGUCCAACUUGAGCAGCAGCGGCGUGGGCCGAAUCCCCGUGUGCCACCCGUCUCCUUCGGGACCACCUUGCAAGGGCUUGGCCGUUCCUACAGCGGCAUAGUGCUCAAGCCCGCCGAGCCGACAGAGCCCGGGAAGAAGCGGGCGAAGACCGAGCCCGUGCCUUGGGGAGUCUUGCCAGCAAUGGUGCGUGCUGAGUUGCAGCGGGGCAUUCCGAUCCAUCUCGCCGGCAAGAGUGUGGCGGCUCUUUCACCGACGACUCGAGCCGUCGCCCAGACCGGCAUCGCGGAACAUGAGGUCAACGUGGUGCGCCCGGAGUUCACCAUCGGCAAGGCCAUGUUUUCGCACCAAAAGCUGGGCGAGCUGCCGAAGCAGGUCCCGGCCUUCCUGAUCAGCCGCUCAGACACGCUUGCCCAGACCGUUACGGUGGAGCUUGACCAUUCGUUCAUGCAGAUUGCCUUUUGCUCGAGCCAGAGGACAGCUAGGACCAGCAGGACGACUGCCGCCAUGAGCAGGCCUCCAGCAACAUCGCGCAAGGUCGGGCGCGUGGUGGUGCUACUGGCGCUGUUCCUGGUGUGUUUGCCAGAGCCUAAGACCAGCGCAUUGAACAGCGUUAGAAGUGUUCCCGAGCAGCUUCAGGCGAGCAACGCGGACGGCGCGGGCUUUGCUUGGAGCGGGGGCCGUGCCGUUUUCGAGGUGGGAUGUGAUGUAUGGCAUGGAGUGCCGAAGAUGCGCAAGCCAGAGCGAGGCGACGACCGAGGCGUUCUUGCUGGUGAGGGCUUCACAGUUCUAGCAAGCUUCGAUCAGGCGGUGAAGGCUGCCUCAGCACAGACUGCUGACCCGGUUGAAGAUGCCAAGCAGGCUGACGAGCAGCUGCAGCAGACGGUUCAGGAGACAGAGGAGAUCAAGCAGGACGAAGGCUUCGACGAAUCCACCGAGAAGGUUGCUAAUGCGCGGAAGUUUCUGGAGCUGGCUUUGGCGAGAUGGGUAGGCGCCGAGGAGGAUCUGAAGGAGGCGAGAGCGGCGCGGGCCUUUGCAUUCGAACAGUUUCGAGAAGCCGUACGGAACGGCGACGAAGAUGAGAAAAGGACUUGGGAGCAGGAGCGCAAGGAGGCCAAGGCAGAGUUCGAAAAGGCCAAGGCAGAGUUCGACGAGGCCAAGGAGGAGGCCAGAAAGGCCAGGGAGGAGCUCGAGAAAGCCAAAUCAACAGCACCCCUUCAGGCCGGCGGUGCUUUUGCGCUUCUGCGUGUGCAGUUCGUGCAGUCCACCAUUGUUGGUUUUUGGGGUCAUGCUCUCCUCUCAGCAAGGAUUCCGCUCGUCGCUAAGCUUCACUGUGUUGGCUUGCAGCUCUUCGGGGAGUGGCCUGUUUUGCGCCUGCUUUGCGCUCUCCAGGUUGCGGUUGCUUUCGUUUGA